Molecule: messenger RNA, 2389 nt
Organism: Stegostoma tigrinum
Lineage: Eukaryota; Metazoa; Chordata; Chondrichthyes; Orectolobiformes; Stegostomatidae
Gene: tipin
Product: timeless interacting protein
Exons: 9
Coding region: 430-1425 (331 amino acids)
Biological process (GO): DNA replication checkpoint signaling; replication fork processing; replication fork arrest
Cellular component (GO): replication fork protection complex; nucleus
Molecular function (GO): DNA binding
Source: RefSeq, a predicted model, not a curated record
AGCGCGCGCUUUGGAUCCUCCAGCGGAAGAGGAGUCACUUCUUUUUUCACUGAAACAAAAUUAAAUUCCUGUAAUUUUAUUGUUAUUUGGAAAGUAGUUUAUUAUGCGUUUAUUGAAGCAUACUGCACAAAAACCGGAGUUAAAGUUUGCUCAGGUUCGGAGCCAGGAUUUCUGUAACUUUAACCAAGGCUGGAUCUGGAGGAGUAUUGGGCAGCUUGCGCCUGCGUAGGAGCCCCUGCCGGGCCGCGCCGUGGAUGAGCCUGCGCAGGAUCUUCUGUCGUGCCGUGGAUGCGCCUGCGCAGCGGUUCCUGUCGCGCUGCGCCGUACCGUGCCGUGGAUGCGCCUGCGCGCACAGUUUGUGGUAGCGCCUGUUCUGUAGUGACCGUAAACGAGAUUUUCGUUGUUGAGUGAAUAGGACAAGCUGCUGUGAUGAGUGACACUUUGCAAAAUAGUUUGCCUGAUAUUCCUGACUAUGAUCACUCAGAAGAUGAAAUCUUUCCACCUCUUCCUCCUCCAUCAUCCCCUGGACAAGUGGCAGAUGGUGGAGCUUCUGAUGGAGAUGAGGAAAACAGGCAGGAGGGAAAUCCAUCCAAAGAGCCUGUAAUUCUCAGGAAAGGUGUGAAAGGACCACGACUUAAACUGGAUGCUCAACGAUUGACUUCGGAUCGAGGAUUGCCAGCUUUACGAAAUCUGUUCAAUAAUGUUCGGUUUAAAGGCAAAGGACACGAGAGUGAAGAUGUGAAGACUCUUCUUUGGCAAAUGGAGCAUUGGGCUCAUAGGCUGUACCCUAAAUUGCAAUUUGAAGAAUUCAUCGAAAAAGUGGAGGCCUUGGGUAGUAAAAAAGAGGUUCAGACUUGCUUGAAGAAAAUUCGACUUGAUAUCCCCAUUACACGUGAAGACUUUAUUUCCAAAGAAGUUGUUGAGAAUGAACUCCAAGUCGAGAACUUAGAAACUUCAUUCAGUCCAUUGCCUAGCCAAUCAGCUGCAGAAUCUACUCCAGGCUCAAGCACACUCUCUGAGGAGCAGCAGCUUAGGAUCGAAAGAAACAAACAACUUGCGCUUCAGAGACGACAAGCAAAACUUGAGACAACAAACCAGACGUCUUCUAAUGAUCUAAAUGAUGCUCUGUUCUUGAGUCAGUCUGCUGAACUAAAUCAAGCCAAGAUAUUGAGAGAUCCUUCUGACAGCUUUGAGGAUCUAGAUGCAGAAGAUAUGAAAGCUUUGAAAAUGACAACCAAAACUGAAUCCUCUAAGUCAGUUCAGCAGCCAGAGUCUCCAACAGAAGGUGGUGUCUGUUUGGAAACUUCAGAACACUUACCUGAGGUAACCAAAAAAAUUGACUGUGCUGUAUCAAUAUCUGAAGCUGAAGCCACAAUUGAAGACAAUUUUCCCAAACCCAUUCCAGAAGCAACAUCUGCUACAUAGAAUCUGCCCAUGGAACAGUUAACUUAAAUGAGAUGUCUCUGAACUGGUAAUGGGAUUAGAAACUGCAACACAAGUUGAUUAAAUAUAUUGUGUGAUAUCAAGAUUGGCCAGUGAUUACUAUUUGAGGUUUUGUUUUGAUGUGACAGUGGAAUGGUGGUCUAACAAACGUUAAGGCAAAAGUAAAGAAUUUGGCAAGGUUUAAUUGUGUAGUAGAAAAUAAUCAUUCCACAUUUUCAGUGGUGUCAUUGGUGUUUGGGAGCACAAUCUACUUCAUACCACAAGUUUGAGCAAAAUAUUUUUAUGCCCAUCUGCAUAACUAGGGUGGAUUGGAUAUAGAUGUUCCUUAUUUUUGAUGCUAUUCUAACUCAAAUACACAACUAGCAAUCAAAUAGAUUUUUGUAUUAGUUGAUACUGAUAUAGGAGAAAGAAUCACACUGAAGAUAGAGGAUCACUUUUAAAAACUAUUCAACCUUUGCAGAUGUUGAGUAAUUCAAAAUACAUAGUCCAAGUUUGGGAGUAAAAUAUCAUUUUUGUUCUCCACUGUAAGCGUUCAAAAGAAUUGGAAUGUUUAAGGCCUGGUUACAGCAAGUUAGUUUUUCUGUCUCUGUAUUGAGCUUGGAGAGAUCAGUCUUUGUAUUUAGAAGAAAGAAAUUGUUACAAACUGGACUUACGCACUCGUAAUGAGACAGUUGCCAAUAAAAAAUUUUAUUUUUAAAACACACCUGAAGGGCAUAUGAAGACAAAUUCAACUUUAAUACCACUAUUUGUACCAAUCAUACUUGAAUAAAAAUUACAAUAUUUACAUCCUGUUGAAAAAUAUAUUUGUACAUCUUGCAUUGAAAUCUUUUACAUGUAGCUUCACAGAUAACAGCUGGUUUCCAUGAAAUUGUAGGCCCCUGCCAUUCUUCUGGACUGAAGUUGUAGGCAGAGAAGUAAAACUGCUGUCCAAAUUUGCUUGAAAAAC